UCACCGUCCUUACGGAGCUCAGUGGCUUUGGGAGGAUUGACCCGCACGGACUAAAAUGAAAAAUUGAUAGUAGUGUGUGUCCCAGCCUGGAGGUUUGAGAAGGACACCGUUGCAGUGGCUGAAUUUGUUUUGUCAGCUUCAUCUACAAGCAGAGAUGUUCAAUCUUAUGUAUUUUUGAAAGCAUUUGAAGACUUCAAAUUUACUGUUUAUGUUUAUGUUGAAUCUCUGAGAUUUUUCUACAGAGUCAAUGUCUUUGGUUCCAGCAACAAAUUAUAUAUAUACACCUCUGAAUCAACUUAAGGGUGGUACAGUUGUCAAUGUCUAUGGUGUUGUAAAGUUCUUUAAGCCUCCAUAUCUAAGCAAAGGAACUGAUUAUUGCUCGGUUGUAACAAUUGUGGACCAGACAAAUGUAAAGUUAACCUGCCUGCUCUUUAGUGGAAACUAUGAAGCCCUUCCAAAAAUUUAUAAAAAUGGAGAUAUUGUUCGCUUUCACAGACUAAAGAUCCAAGUAUAUAAAAAUGAUGUUCAGGGUAUCAACAGCUCUGGCUUUGCAUCUUUGACAUUUGAGGGGACUUUGGGGGCUCCCGUGAUACCUCGUACUUCAAGCAAGUAUUUUAACUUUACUGCUGAGGACCACAAAAUGGUAGAAGCCUUGCGCGUUUGGGCAUCUGCUCAUAUUUCACCUUCUUGGACAUUAUUAAAAUUGUGUGAUGUUCAGCCAAUGCAGUAUUUUGACCUGACUUGUCAGCUCUUGGGCAAGGCCGAAGUGGAUGGAGCCUCAUUUCUUCUAAAGGUAUGGGAUGGCACCAGGACACCAUUUCCAUCUUGGAGAGUCUUAAUGCAAGACCUUGUGCUUGAAGGUGACUUAAGUCACAUCCAUCGGCUACAGAAUCUGACAGUAGACAUUUUAGUCUAUGAUAACCAUGUUCAAGUGGCAAAAUCUCUGAAGGUUGGAAGCUUUCUUAGAAUCUAUAGCCUCCAUACCAAACUUCAAUCUGUCAAUACAGAGAGCCAGACAACAUUAAGCUUAGAGUUUCAUCUUCAUGGAGGAACCAGUUAUGGUCGGGGAAUCAGGAUCUUGCCAGAAAGUGACUCUGAUGUGGAGCAACUGAAAAAAGCUUUAGAAUCUGCAGAUUUGACAGCCAAGCAGCAUUCAGAUGAUAUCUGUCAGUCAGAACCUGAGGACAGCUUUCUAAGCUCUGGAUCAGUAUCAUUAUAUGAAGUAGAAAGAUGUCAACAACUGUCUGCCACAAUACUUACAGAUCAUCAAUAUUUGGAGAAGACACCACUGUGUGCCAUUUUGAAACAAAAAGCUCCUCAACAAUAUCGCAUCCAAGCAAAACUGAGGUCAUAUAAGCCCAAAAGACUCUUUCAGUCUGUUAAACUUCAUUGUCCUAAAUGUCAUUCACUGGAAGAAGUUCCACAUGAAGGCGAUUUGGAUAGAAUUUUGCAGGAUGGUGCAACUAAAACCCCAGAUACCAAACUACAAAAUACACCUUUAUAUUAUUCAAAACUCUGGACCACUGAAGAUCAAGGAGGGCGACAAAUAGCUGUUCAUUUUGUGAAAAUUAAUGGUAUUCUCCCACUUUCAAAUGAAUGUCUAAUUUUGAUAGAAGGAGGUACACUCAGUGAAAUCUACAAACUCUCAGACAAGUUUCAUAGUGUAAUUCCUGUAAUAUCUGGUCAUGAAGACCUGGAGCUCAUGGACCUUUCAGCACCAUAUCUUAUACAAGGAAAAGUACAUCACUAUGGGUGUAAACGGUGUUCUAGUUUGAGACCAAUACAAAAUCUAGAUUCUGUGGCUGAUAAAACAUCAUGGAUUCCUUCUUCUGUGGCAGAAGUGCUGGGUAUUGUACCCCUCCAAUAUACAUUUGUUAUGACAUUUACUCUUGAUGACGGAACAGGAGUAUUAGAAGCUUAUCUUGUGGAUUCUAAAAAAUUCUUCCAGAUUCCAGCAUCAGAAAUUCUAACCGAUGAUGACCUCCAGAAAACUCUAGAGAUGAUCAUGGAUAUACUUUGUCCUCCAGGAGUAAAAAUUGAUGUAUAUCCGUGGUUGGAAUGCUUCAUCAGAUCAUACAAUGUCACAAAUGGAACAGAGCGGCAAAUUUGCUAUCAGAUUUCUGACACCACAGUUGCAGAGGAUGUCAUCUAAUAUUGCCAUUCAAUUUAGUGUACAUAAAAUAUUGUAAUUUUGUUAAAUGUUACUAUUUUCUGUGAGGUUGUUAUAACACACAUAGAGACUUAACUAUUUUUGAAAUACCAUUUACAGUUCCAUUUUAACCACCAUUUUAGGGGUUUUCUUUUCUUUUCUUUUCUUUUUUUGACAAAUAAACAUUAAAAUAAUGGCUUCUUGUGAGUAUGCUGAAAAUGUUCCUGUUACUCAAAAUAGUCAGCACGAUGACUUUCAGGUGUAUAAAAGAAACAUUGAAUAAAGGACGGUGUUUUUAUUUACUCUUUGCAGUCCUUUUAGUGAAGCUAUUUUGUUACCCUACACUAAACCUCAGUUUGUCUGUUUAUUUUUGUCAUGUGUCUGUCACCAGUUCCCCAUCACACAUGAUCCCUGACUGGGCUUUUCAUGCCCUAAUUUGCACAUCGGUAAUGUUGAUGGUGUUAGCAUGGGUAUGGGAUUAGAAAAUGUCCUUACCUAAAAUCUCUUGGUGUUUACUGGGUGCAAGGUGAGUAACACCUACUGUUUUAGUUUUGUGUUUAUACAGAGAGAUCUGCUUAAACAAGUACAAUGGAGAGAAUUAUUUUAACAUGCUAAAAUGUAUUAAAAGAGUGGUUUACUUUAAGUAGAAGUGUCAAAAUUGCUUUGCUUGGGUUCUGAUAUUGACCACUUUAAGAUAAAUGCUUUUCUUUAGACCUGAAUUAUGUUCUUUGAUUGCUUGUUUCUCUCCAGGACAUUAGAUGUCACUCCAUCCCACUUCAAACUAAUUUAUCACGUUGGUAACUUAAUGUUAUCCUUUUUUAAUAAUCUCAUGUAACAUGUUCCUGUAUUACAAAUUCUAACUAAUUGAAUGAGAUGUUAACUUAGUGUAAUAGUCUGCUUUUUACCUGACAAUAUUUGUCAAAUUUAAAAUCAUGACUAUUCAAUUGUAUACAAAUAUUCCUACAUAUUUAUACGUAUGUGUAGAUUUGUGUACAUUAUUUGGUAAAGAUGGAGAGAUACAGAUCUGCCUAAUUGAGUGUUAAUGAAGAAUAAAUAAUUGCACACACUUCAA
This is a messenger RNA of Carlito syrichta (Philippine tarsier), 3221 nucleotides long. It is a transcript of the gene POT1, whose product is annotated as protection of telomeres 1. The transcript is spliced from 17 exons. The record is from RefSeq and is a predicted model, not a curated record. Gene Ontology annotation, cellular component: chromosome, telomeric region; nuclear telomere cap complex. The coding region runs from base 248 to 2152 and encodes 634 amino acids. Gene Ontology annotation, molecular function: telomerase inhibitor activity; G-rich strand telomeric DNA binding. Gene Ontology annotation, biological process: regulation of telomere maintenance via telomerase; telomere capping. NCBI's taxonomy places the organism in Eukaryota, Metazoa, Chordata, Mammalia, Primates, Tarsiidae.